GCUAAACAAAGUGUCUUCAAGCCUUAAGACCACCGCGAUCUGCACUUUCUGCCUUGCUUAUUUGCUCAGUCUCUCUCUCUUUCUCUUACCCUGAAACAGAGGAAUCAGAGUAACCCAGAGAUGAUUUUAAUGUCCAUCCACCGGCUCUGAAACCCCCCCCCCCCCCUCCUCUCUCUCUCUCUUCUCAAGACUGAGCCUUUAGUGUAGGGUCGUCGACUGUCUCUGCCCAGAGCCAUUUGUUUCCUCUGUUUGCUGGGAACAAACUCCCAAAAGAUAGAGCAGAGGGAAACCGUCUCUGGUGAUGCCCUUGUAAUUCACUCACCACAUUUUAGCUGCCUCUGUUUCCCAGAUCUGCUCGCAAACCGUUUUUAUUUAUUUAUUUCCAUUCUUGUGUUCUUCUGCGUGUUCCAUUUGAGUUGAAACUAUGAGUAAAGAAGAUUUUGUGAAGAUCCAGAAAUCUGUUCUCAAAGUGAACAUCCAUUGUGAUGGAUGUAAGCAGAAAGUGAAGAAAAUCUUGAAAAAAAUUGAUGGCGUUUACACCACCGCCAUAGAUUCAGAGCAGGGGAAGGUGACAGUCACCGGAAAUGUAGACCCAGCAAUUCUCAUCAGGAAGCUUGCAAAGUCAGGAAAACAUGCAGAGCUCUGGGGCAAUCCAAGGGCCAACAGCAACAAUAACCAAAACCUUCCGACGAAUCAACUCAAGAGCUUGCAAUUUGAGAAUGGCAAAGGUGGGAAGAACAAAGGUCGGAAGGGUGCUAACAACCAGCCCAAAGGAGGACAACAGAACCAGCAACAGCAACAUCUUCAGCAACUUCAGAAAGAUUUGCAAGCCCUUUAUAAGCUGCCCCAAUUCAAGGACAUGAAAAUGCCCACCAAGGACCAGAACACAAACCAAAAGGCGGUGAGGUUCGACUUGCCGGAGGAUGAUGAUGAGUUUGAUGAUGAGCUUGACGAUCUCGAUGAUGAGUAUUAUGAUGAUGAAGACUUUGAGGAUGACAUGGAUGAUCUGCAGCAUCCCCUCAAUAAGAUGAAACCUAUGACGGGUAAUGGUCAGGUGCCUAACAUGAUGAUGUUGAAUGAUAUGAUGAAUAGAAGUAACCCACAGCUCAUGAAUGCCCAGAAGGGUGGAAAUGGUGGGGGUAAUGUGAAAAAAGGUGGCGGUGGCGGUGGAGCUGUGCCUAUUCAGGUGAAUGGCAUGGGUGGAGGAAACACUGAUGGAAAAAAUGGUAACGGAGGAAAGAAAGGCGGCGGAGGUGGAGCCGUAGGUAACAAUCAGAGUCAAGGUGGCGGUGGGGGUGGCAAAAAUGGUGGUAAGAAUGGCGGUGGAGCAAACAACAAGAAUGGUCACAAUGCUGCUAAUGGAAACAACAAUAAUGUCAAUGGGGGUCAAAAGAACGUUGGGAUGAAUGUGAAUGAUGUGGUUCAUGCUAUGAACAAUCAUGGGAUGCAAAGCAUGGGUGGUCCUCCUGGUUCGGCCGGAGGGAACGCGGGUCAAAUGCGCAACAUGAAUAUGCCCAUGGGCCAAAUGGUCAACAGGCCAAUGGGCCAAAUGGGAAACAUACCCAUGGGCCAAAUGGCCGGCAACAUGCCACCUAUGGGCCAGAUGGGUAACAUCCCAGCCGUCCAGGGCCUUCCGGCGACUUCCAUGAACGGCGGCGGCGGAUAUUUCCAGGGUGCAGGGCCAGAGACGCUGCCUGGCAACCCAUAUAAUAACCAGCAGCAGCAGUACUUGGCAGCAGUGAUGAACCAGCAGCGGGCAAUGGGGAACGAAAGGUUCCAUCCCAUGAUGUAUGCGAGGCCGCCUCCGGCGGUCAAUUACAUGCCACCACCGCCAUACCCUUACCCCUACCCACCUCAGCCUGAGCCCUACUCCGACUUCUUUAGCGACGAGAACACCUCAAGUUGUAAUGUGAUGUGAAAAAACUUUCCCUGCUGUGGGCUAACAUAUUCGCUAAAGUUACCGGUGGAGGGUGUGGUGAUCAUGGUGGUUCAGUUUAUAUAGUUACGAGGACAUCAAGUUCUUAUGCUUAUCUUAUACUUUUAAAUCGAUUUUUAGUUUAAUCUCUCCUUUUCUUCACCCCCCAAAACAUAAUUUUCUCCAAUCCCCGGAGUUGAAUUUGGUCAUGUUUCUAGUCAUUGCAAGGAGAGUUUAUAGGCGGUGUCAUAUAUUUCAUCAAAUGCUUUUAGGGGAGAAUGAAAUGUAAGUUAAGGGCGAUGGCGGGCUUUGCUUUA
This is a messenger RNA of Carya illinoinensis, 2232 nucleotides long. Its product is annotated as heavy metal-associated isoprenylated plant protein 33-like. The transcript is spliced from 3 exons. The coding region runs from base 425 to 1918 and encodes 497 amino acids. The record is from RefSeq and is a predicted model, not a curated record. Gene Ontology annotation, molecular function: metal ion binding. NCBI's taxonomy places the organism in Eukaryota, Viridiplantae, Streptophyta, Magnoliopsida, Fagales, Juglandaceae.